Molecule: messenger RNA, 259 nt
Organism: Rhipicephalus sanguineus (brown dog tick)
Lineage: Eukaryota; Metazoa; Arthropoda; Arachnida; Ixodida; Ixodidae
Source: RefSeq, a predicted model, not a curated record
ACUCAAGCCAUCAGGGUCAAGGAUAUCGUUCACCGGUGCUUCAGCAACUUUUAAUGGGAACCGACAAUUCACAUCGAGGAAAACAGUCAUUUUUUCGUAAUCCAUUUAAAAGGAAAACGGCCAAACGUUCAGCAAGUUUUAUACCCCAAUCAUCGCAAGGCACUAUGAGUAUGUUGCAUGCCACAAGGCAAGCUCAGAAAAUGGGACAUGCCCAAACAUGCAGCAAGUUUUCCAUUGAUACUUCCGCAAGGCUUUGUGU